AUGGCAGACAGGUUCACCAUUGAUUUCGAAACGUUUGUCGUGGACCGGGUAGUUAGCGAGGCCAGAUCAUUCGGCAAAACAAUAAAGCACCUCGAUAAUGGCUCCACCAAUUCUCGGCGCCAAUUCACGAGAAGAGAGCUAAAAGAGGUCGAGUCUCGAUUCCGCUCGCUCAAGGAGGAGAACACGCGUCAAUUAGAAGAGCUCAAAAGUUCAUUCAGCCAUUGCCGACAGACCGUCGAAACGGACGUUGUCAUAAACUUAAUCGAACGAAGUAUCAGCAGCGCCACUUCUGCGCUAUUGUGGAAUGGUGGACACUAUCGUGAGACAAUGGGGCUUGUGCGGAUCGAUCAGAUCUGGAUAGGCUGGCGCGCCCGCAUAAGUGGUCUCAUACUGAGGAAGUUUGGUGUAGAAUACCCAAUCCACUAUUCUCAGUAUAGAGUGGAUGUGAAUUGGAAGGAGAAGCUGGAGGCUUUUCAAGCCCUAGCACAAAAGGAAUCCAGGGAAGUUGGUAUAUUGCCUCAAGAAGGCCCGCAAAGUAACGCCCAAAGUGCAAAGAAUGAGAAAGAGUGGUUAACUCAAAUUUGUGUUCGCUUUGCACUGCUGGGUACGUUGGGUGGGUUGAGGGAGAAGUCGAUGGUUAUUCGUGCUGAAGGUACAGUUCAGCAUGGGUAUAUGGGGCGAAGUGAUACUUCUGCAGCUAGGGUACCUGUAGUCUUCAGAAGCGGCAAUAUGGGACUGGCUGUCGCUGUUGAGGCGCAAGCGUCAAUACUCGAACAAGACUUUGUUGCUGCAAGUCUUCAAAUUGUGUUCCUGGGGUUUUAG
Microdochium trichocladiopsis is the source of this 822-nucleotide messenger RNA. RefSeq lists its product as uncharacterized. Bases 1 to 822 code for a protein of 273 amino acids. The transcript is spliced from 3 exons. The record is from RefSeq and is a predicted model, not a curated record. Lineage: Eukaryota; Fungi; Ascomycota; Sordariomycetes; Xylariales; Microdochiaceae.